This is a messenger RNA of Oncorhynchus nerka (sockeye salmon), 663 nucleotides long. Its product is annotated as olfactory receptor 10G7-like. Bases 1 to 663 code for a protein of 220 amino acids. Gene Ontology annotation, cellular component: membrane. Gene Ontology annotation, molecular function: olfactory receptor activity. The record is from RefSeq and is a predicted model, not a curated record. Gene Ontology annotation, biological process: G protein-coupled receptor signaling pathway. Lineage: Eukaryota; Metazoa; Chordata; Actinopteri; Salmoniformes; Salmonidae. The transcript has a single exon.
AUGGUGGACAUCAUGUUCACCACCAGCACCAGCACCACCAUGAUCUCUGUCCUGCUGGCCGAGGUCAAAACCAUCUCUUACUACUCCUGCAUAUCAAGCAUGUACAUCUACCACCUGGGUGACAUCACAGGGUGUCUGGCCCUGUCCCUGAUGGCUUUGGACCGAACCAUCGCUAUCAGCACUUCUCAUAGGUACCCCAGCAUCCUGACUAACCCAAGGCUCUUCCGGCUGAAAGGGUUAGGGGUCAUGGGGGUAGUAGCAGCUCAGGCAGACAGCCUUCCAUACUGCCAGCCCAUCAUUAGAUAUGUGUUCUGUGACUAUCCUGCUAUGGUCAGAGCUGCCUGUGUCAACCCUGAACCCUAUUGGAUGCUUCCCACCAUCCUGGGUCUGUGGUUAGUUGCGGCACAGCUCACAUUCAUUCUGCUAUCAUACGUGAAUCUGAUCUACACAGUACUGAGACUGCCAAACAACGAGAGCAGAGUGAAGGUGUUUAAUACAUGUAUUUGUCACAUCAUUGUGGUGUCCUGUUUCUACGCUCCCAAGUUAGUCUCUGUGUUGUUGACGAGGAUAGGGGUGAGGCUGAAUCUGACGGAGCCUAAUGCUUCACCUUCUCUGAUCAACCCAGUAGUCUUCUGUUUGAAGACCAAGGAGAUUAGAAAUUAG